This is a messenger RNA of Monoraphidium neglectum, 654 nucleotides long. RefSeq lists its product as hypothetical. The transcript is spliced from 3 exons. The record is from RefSeq and is a predicted model, not a curated record. Gene Ontology annotation, cellular component: nucleolus; small-subunit processome. Lineage: Eukaryota; Viridiplantae; Chlorophyta; Chlorophyceae; Sphaeropleales; Selenastraceae. The coding region runs from base 1 to 654 and encodes 217 amino acids.
AUGGAGGCCGCCGCGACAGCCAUCCCCCUCGACACCCCUCCCCCUCAACCCCUCACCCCCAGGUUCCUGCCCAAGUUCAAGAAGCGCAACGUGCCGCGCCGCAAGCCCCACGUGGUGCGCGAGAAGAAGGCCUACACGCCCUUCCCCCCGCCCCAGGCGCCCUCCAAGGUGGACCUGCAGCUGGAGAGCGGGGAGUACUUCCUGUCAGAGAAGGCGCGGGACGCCAAGAGGCGCGCCGCGCGGGAGGAGGCGCAGCGCGACAGGUCGGACGCGGCCAAGCGGCGGCGGGAGGAGGCGUUUGUGGCGCCAAAGGAGAAGAAGGCAGGCGAGCAGCAGCGGGAGGGGGCCGGCGGCGACGUGAAGGCGCUGGCCGCGUCGCUGAAGAGCAAGGCCGCGCAGCGCGGCGCGGACGCGGGCGCGGCGGCGGCGGCGGGGCAGCAGCGGGCGCGGGGCGAGGACGCCGCGCGGUUUCUGACGCCGCAGGCACGGGCGGCGGUGGGCGCGGAGGGGGGCGAGCAGGGGCAGCAGGAAAAGAAAAAGAAGAAGAAGCGGCAGCAGGAGGACGCGGAGGAGGGCGGCGGCGGCGGCGGCGGCAGCGUGGCAGCGGAGGCGCCCAGCAGCAGCAAGAAAAAGAAGCGGCGGGACCGGGAGUGA